Molecule: messenger RNA, 3664 nt
Organism: Microplitis demolitor
Lineage: Eukaryota; Metazoa; Arthropoda; Insecta; Hymenoptera; Braconidae
Gene: Eip74EF
Product: ecdysone-induced protein 74EF
Exons: 8
Coding region: 898-2631 (577 amino acids)
Biological process (GO): cell differentiation; regulation of transcription by RNA polymerase II
Cellular component (GO): nucleus
Molecular function (GO): sequence-specific DNA binding; DNA-binding transcription factor activity, RNA polymerase II-specific
Source: RefSeq, a predicted model, not a curated record
UGAUACCAAAAAACUAUUUUUGAUUCCUCAGAAUUUACUACACACAUUCUAUGAUUAUUGCUAUUGAUAAUAAAUUUUUUUUUUAUUACAAUUAAUUGCUUUUUUAAAAUUAGUGUUGCAAUUAAUUACUUGGGUAAAAUGAGACUUGUAUACUUAAGUUUAAUUUUGUUAUUGAUUAAGUGAUAACAAGUGUUGCAAAGACAUUUUUUGUUUUGUGGUUUUACAACAGCCAAUGUUUACUCACAAAAAUUGUUGAGAAUUAGUGAAAUAUAUGAGGAAUUAAUAACAAUAUAUGGGCAAUGUGAGCAUCUGUUGAAUUAAUACCGUAACUUCCUUUAUUUGAAUAUGUGACGUACGUGUCCGUCCUACCCGCGAUCUUGAUACCAAAAGUGUUGCAAUUAUCCGCAGAGAUUUGUGUAUUAAAUAUAUGAUAUAAUUAUAACAAUUAAGUAUAUAUGUUACGUUAUAUAUACGGAGGAUUGAUUCAUAUAUUUAAUAAAUAUAACUUUAUUUAUAUUUACAUUACUCACUCGAAAUUUGUUAACCAGUGGAUUUCGAAAUUUGUUUAUAGUUUUAAAUAUUAAAUAAAGAUUGUUUUUAAUCGCUAAGGAGGUGAGACAAAUUUAAGUGCUGAGUGAAGGAGUUAAGUUAUAUAUGUUAGUUGACGGUAGUUAGUGAACCUGAACGGUCAGCGUGACAAUAUAUAUUUAUAUAUAUAUAUAUAUAUAUAUAUAUUAGUAUUUAUUUAAAAAGUGGCCAUUUAUAAAUCCGGAGAUUUUUUUCUUACCUGAGGGAAGCUGGGAUCCAGCUGACGAUCGCGAGAGAUUUGCUAGUGGUUUUGGAUGUUAGCAGGCGCGGGGGUGGCUAAAAAGGCCCCGCCGCCUGGCACGGGUCUCGAUGCCGGUCCCUAUAUCUCAGACUUUUUCGCUAACCUCCAGCCUGGUACCCAAGGAGGAAUCAUCAAACAUGCCCUUCAUAGACGACGAAUUACUAUGGUGCCCUGACAACGAUGGCAAAAUGGUUGAUUUAACUCAGUGUUUACAAGAAAACAAUGCAGCACAGUCAGUUGAGUUUUCAGCAAUGGAACUGAGUGCUUUUGUGGGUGCGCCGACAGCAUCCAGUGUGCCUUCAGAGGAUGGCGAAGGUGUAUCAAGUGUUAGCGAGGAGCCAUUUGAUACCUUGGAUACAUUCUUGCGCGAAUUACAAGCCGAUUUGGCGGAAGCGAGCCAACCGACUUCAACAACUACACCGCUCAGUACAAUAACCCCGUGUAGGCGGCAAAGGUAUAACAUUGCCGCAGCAAAUCCACUAUUAGCCGAGAAGUUAGCCGCUCCGUCUAUUCAGGUAUCGCCAGUGUCCUCCACAUCGUAUGCCGCAAGGUCAGAAAUCAAAUCCGAGGAAAUUAUCACCGAGGCCGGCAAAGUUGAUACGAGGGAAAUACAAGCGCCACAUGACUCAGCGGAUCCAGACGAAGCAAUGGGUCUUGCGACAGUUAAAGCUGAACCAGGCAGUACAACAGGAACACGUUUACUUCAUGGUAUUCUGUCCCAGCAUCCGCCGCAGCACAAUCUUGGCAUACCCAAUGGUGGCUACACACGGCAUUUGACCAAUCACGUUCAACUUGGACAGCCUCCUUACAGCUCGAACGGCAUUGUCACCACAAACACACCAGGAAGUGGAUCACUGCCAGCCAGUCCUGCAGAUAGUGGAGUAAGUGAUGUUGAAUCGAGUACAUCGUCUGGUGGUAAUGAAGACGCAAACUUAUUACUCAAAGCAAGACUUAAUCCAAAUCCAUCUUUACAACCAAGCCUUGGUUCCCAUCAUUCACAUUUACCGUCAGCAGCGAUCGCCAGAUCGGCUUGCCAUAGCCCUGGAGUAUAUUCGAGCUCGACGGGAUUCUUGCCACCCUCUUACCACCCUCAUCAACACCACACAUCGCAAUACCAUCCGCAUCGAGGAACCUCGCCGCACCAUCCCCACGGCAACCACGGUAUGCCGUCAACUAUGGGACCACCGCACCAUCACCACCACCAUCAAACACAGAGCCUACAACAUCUCCAUUAUCGCCAGCCAUCGACAUUAACGGAGAGCUACAAUAGUUACGUAAACUCGAUGUACGCCGGCAAUGGACAAUUUGCAGCACCUUGUACUCCAAGUCCACCAAGAGGACCCGGUGGCGUACCCACGAGUGUUAUUCAGGCAGCGACGAGUUCUGUGUCCGACGACUUGUACCUUCUGGAGCUCGGGUUUCCACCCCGUGCUAAAAAAAAUAAAUUGAAGAAAGCGCGACAGGGUGAGGGCGCGACGGUAAAGAGAAAAUCACGCGAAGGAUCGACGACUUAUUUGUGGGAAUUUUUACUCAAGUUACUGCAAGAUCGAGAGUACUGUCCACGGUACAUAAAGUGGACGAAUCGUGAAAGAGGAGUCUUCAAACUUGUUGACAGCAAAGCUGUGUCUCGAUUAUGGGGCCUGCAUAAAAAUAAACCAGACAUGAAUUACGAAACCAUGGGCCGGGCACUCAGAUAUUAUUAUCAGCGGGGUAUUUUGGCUAAAGUUGAUGGACAGAGGCUGGUUUAUCAGUUUGUUGAUGUACCAAAAGAUAUAAUCGAGAUCGACUGUACAGGAGCGUGAGAUAAGGCUUUUUUUAACUAAUUAUUAAUUAAUAAAUAAUUAAUCGUUAAUUAAUUAAUUAUUAUUGAUAAUAAUAUUAUUAUUAUUUUUUAUUAUUAUUAUUAAUAUUAAUUGGAUAAAUUAAUUUGGUUGUGUCGAGCUCUUCCUGCCAAAUAGUGUCAACAUAUUGAUGCAACUCAACACUAAAUGUUGUACCCUCUCUGACUCCAUUAAUUUGUUAUUAUUAAUUUUAUUAUUAUUGUUAUUAUUAUCAUCAUAAUAAUUAAUUAUACUGUUUAUUUACGUACUAAAAAAAACAUUGACAAUUAUAAUUAUUAGUGACAUUGUCACAAGCAAGAUUAAAAAACCCGCAGUUAUUAUUUUUGUCUGGAUACGGGACAAUAAAUUUUUAGAAAAAUUAUAAAUUUUGAAAUGAUAUUAUUUUUGAGUAUAAAUGUUUGUAUAUUGAUAAAAUUUAUAGACUUUUAAGUCGUAUGGUAAAUUAUGGUGCUCGUACUGUUGUAAUUUUUAUGAGAAAAAAAAAAAACUGGCAAUUUACUUAACUUGUAUAGAAUUUUUAAUAAAAAUUGUAAAUUUUUAAAAUUCUAAAUUAUUUAUUGUACAUUUAAUAAUUUUAUAAUAAAAAAAAAAAAAUUGUUAUUGGGAAGGAAAAUUAAAGAUUGAUAUGGGGAAAAAAAAAAGUUGUGAAUUAUAAAGAAAUGUGGGCUGUGAAAUGGUUUAAAAAAUGCGCUUUUCGGGAAAGAGGGCAGAAUGUAUGGACGUAUGUCUCUAAAUAAAUAAAUGAAUAAAUAAAAAAAAAUAUAUAAAUAUUUGUACGGAUGAGUGUCGCCAUGUGUGGAGCCAAGAGCUCAGGGAGGGUCACACUGUAUAUUUUUAAAAAACAAAUUUGAAAAUGGGAUAUUAAUUAAAAGGUGAAAAGCUGGUGCUGGCUAACUGUACAAGAGGUCCAAGAAUGUUAUUGAGCAAUUCGUUUUGUUAUUGGUCGGAAAAUAAAUUGAAAAUAAAUUGAAAAAAAAAAAAAAAAAAAAAAAAA